AUGGAUCGCCGAACCUACGAAAGUCCCAUGGAAUGGGAAUAUCAGGACCGAGGUCCCCUAGAUGCAACCAGUCCAUUUUCCCACGUUGCGAGAAGUAGCAAUCAGAAUAGUGAGCUCACACCCCAGUCACGAUAUCCCAACCAUCUCUUCAACUCGCCCAACAAAUUUGCCACAAGCUCCAAGCCGAACCCAUUCUCCAGCCCAUCCAAGCCGAACCUCUUUGCGAACACCCCAUCUAAGCCGCUUCCAGCUUUACCACAGACGUCUCUCUUCUCGCCUCGAAUACAAAGUAGCAACACCGCGCCGCCAUUCCGAAACCCUGCCUUCACUACCCCGCGCAAACCGUUCGACGAGAGCGCCUUUUCGGAAGCUUCAGGCGCAGAGACUAGCCCCGCCUUGACGGAAAAUUCGGAAUUUCCAGACGACACGCCCGACGUCGAUCGAUUCGGCGACAUGAACAUGGGCACCAUCACUCCGUCCAAGAUCAACAAGAACCUUCGCUACGGUAAGGCUGGCCUUCAGUCAUUGAAGCGCCAUGUGCCCGGUAAGGGCGAGAUCCCCCGAAGUGGACGAGACUACCCCGCUAUAAGGAAGCGGAAGCGACACAACAUGGACAGGGACGUCGGCAGCGUCCGGUUCCACGGAUCACAGGAUUGGGAUGAGUCGGAGGAGGACUCAGACGACAGUGGAUCCCGCUCGGCAGGUGCGCGUGGUGGGAAGGGCAGCAGAAAGACGAAGAAAAACCGCAGCUGGAUCAGCAAUCUCUUCCACACAUUGGAGGAACACCCAAAUGCGCCCGAGAAUCUCUACCGCUGGAUUCAACUUCUGAUCAACUGCGCCAUUGUAUCGGGCUUUGUGUUCGUCUGUUGGACCAUGUUCGACUCUGUGAGGUCGGAUAUUCGAAACGCCAACGAUGCAGCUCGAUUGGACAUCGAGAACAGGAUCACUCAGUGCCGGACGGAAUACACUCUGAAUGAGUGCAUCAAAAAGGACCGUCCUGCUCUGAAGGCCAUGUGCGAUGAGUGGGCUGAGUGUAUGAUUCAGGACUCAUCAGCCAUCAUGAGAGUUAGGGUCACGGUUAAGCAAAUCGCCGAAAUUCUCAACGAAUUUGCUGGUGCCAUGCAGAUGAAGGCUUGGUCACAGCUCUUCUUCUUUGGCGUGGUCUUCCUCAGCAUCAUUGCCAACAAUCUUGCUCUGGGUCGCAUGGCGAAUAAUGCCGGCCCAUCCCGCCCUACGCCAUCACAUCGCGCUUCGUCUGGCAUGGCUCCCGAGCCAUCAGUGAUACCAGAACCCUCUCAGGCGUACAUGUGGGUUCCCGUCCAGACGCCAUCGCACCGCCGACACCUGCAGUAUGACAACGAUGACACCGAUACCGACGGUGCAUCGCCGCCAAAGAUGAAGGCGAUCAUGCCGCCUCAGACUCCUUCAGGGCGCCGUAGCCCAAGCAAGGGUGAUCGCGAUCGCCUGCGAAGCCCCACGAAAUACGGACGAGCCCUGAGCCCCGUCAAGGGCUACUGA
Colletotrichum paranaense is the source of this 1518-nucleotide messenger RNA. RefSeq names its product Di-sulfide bridge nucleocytoplasmic transport domain-containing protein. Lineage: Eukaryota; Fungi; Ascomycota; Sordariomycetes; Glomerellales; Glomerellaceae. The record is from RefSeq and is a predicted model, not a curated record. The coding region runs from base 1 to 1518 and encodes 505 amino acids. The transcript is spliced from 3 exons. Gene Ontology annotation, biological process: lipid homeostasis; nuclear envelope organization. Gene Ontology annotation, cellular component: nuclear membrane; nuclear envelope.